Messenger RNA from Alternaria ethzedia, 1023 nucleotides. RefSeq lists its product as uncharacterized. The transcript is spliced from 3 exons. The record is from RefSeq and is a predicted model, not a curated record. NCBI's taxonomy places the organism in Eukaryota, Fungi, Ascomycota, Dothideomycetes, Pleosporales, Pleosporaceae. The coding region runs from base 1 to 1023 and encodes 340 amino acids. Gene Ontology annotation, molecular function: oxidoreductase activity, acting on the CH-OH group of donors, NAD or NADP as acceptor.
AUGCCUAUCGUUACUAUCAAGCCCGGUGCGACCGUUUUCGUAACCGGCGUGAACGGGCUCGUAGGAAGCCAUAUCGUUGAUCAGCUACUGAAGCGAGAAUACAAUGUUCGCGGUGCGGUGAGAGACGCCGAGAAACACAAAUACAUGACCGAGUACUUCAACGAUAAGUAUAAGAAGGCGAGAUUUGAGUUGGUCGAGGUGCCGGAUAUGACAGUCGAAGGGUGCUACGAUGAUGUUGUUGAUGGUAUUGAAGGCUUCGUCCACGUCGCAUCGCCGAUCGGAGGCAUUUCUGACGUCAAUGAAGCGAUCUCGAUUACCGUGAAGGCAGGUCUGAAUGGUCUCCAGGCUUGUGCUAAGGUACCCUCAUGCAAAGGCUUCGUCUUCACCUCGUCAUCCCUUGCCGCAACGUUUCCUCAUCCAGAUGUGGAAUUCUCAAUCAAUGAGAACACAUACAAUGAUGAAGCGCUGAGGAUUCUGGAGAAAGAGCCGGGUAAACCAGGGCUGUUCGUCUACGCCGCCAUGAAGACCGAGACCGAGAAGGCGAUGAUGAAAUGGAUGGAAGAAAACCAGCCCGGCUUCGUGUUCAACCGGGUUUUGCCAAACGCCAACUUUGGCCCUGUCGUGAUCCUCGAGCAUCAAGGCUUUCCUUCAACCAUCGGUUGGGCACGUGCUGCAUGGGAAGGCGAACAGCUCGACUUUUGGACAACUUCCGUCGGUCCACAAUGGUACGUCCAUCCGGUUGACUGCGCGCUCGUACACAUCUCCGCGCUGAUCCACAGCGAUGUUGAAAAUGAACGUCUCUUUGCUUUUGCAGAACCGUGGAGCUACAACCAGAUGUUGGAUAUAUGGCGUGAACUGUAUCCUGAACGGAAGUUUCUGGACAAUAUUGAGGGCAUGGGUGUUGACCGAAUGACAUUGCCAAAUGCCAGGGCUGAGGAAGUCAUGAGCUGGCUGAAGGGCCCGGGCUCGGGAUGGGAUAGUCUCGAGAAGGGCUUGGGGGAGAUGACUGAAAACUGGAUUUGA